AUGCUGGGCACGGAGGCCCUGUGGGGGGUUUUGUACCCUGAUUCUCUGUGGACCGAGUCAACGUUGCCGGUGAAGGAGGGGUUUGGCUUUGACUGUUGGUUCUUGGGCAGCAUUGCCCGAGAACGUCCGAAGGUGAAGCGAGAGCUUGACCGGGCGCACGACGUCCUUGAGGUCAAGGAUGACGACAUGACUCGUUCGUUUACCGUCCUGCAGACGGAAGCUUGGGCGAUUGCGCGCUUCGCGACCCGACACGUCCUGCCGACGUCUAAGUACGACACUCAGCCCCAGGUGCAAGCUGGCGGCUUGUGGGUGGCUAGCGACCGUGACGACCCCUAUGAUUGCUGUGAGCGCGUGUGCUUGGAACACGGCGUGGACUCGUUUGUCCAUCUCUUCUUGCAGAACGCCACGAACUCGCGCAUGCCGGCGAAUCCAAUCCCGGACGAUCGGGUUUCGGUUCUCCGCGGACUCGUCUACGGGGUUUUCCGGGACCUCGCACACUGCUCUCUGCAGGACAGACCUUGUUGCAAUCUGCUCCUUCGCCGGGAGAAUCCUCAAGAACAAAUCGCGAUGAAUGACGAGCAGGUGGACGCGCUAUGGUGCGCUCACAGCUACUUUACCUUGGCUAUUCUAGCGAGACAUGUGCACAGCGUCAGCAUGUACAAACUGUUUGUGGAUCAGUUUCGGCGUUUGUGGGCUCGCGUGCUGCACGCCUUGGAGACGGGAGAAGAUGCGCCCGGCCUUGCGAAGAAGUAA
Messenger RNA from Hirsutella rhossiliensis, 753 nucleotides. RefSeq lists its product as uncharacterized. The record is from RefSeq and is a predicted model, not a curated record. The transcript has a single exon. Lineage: Eukaryota; Fungi; Ascomycota; Sordariomycetes; Hypocreales; Ophiocordycipitaceae. Bases 1 to 753 code for a protein of 250 amino acids.